GCGUUAUAUUUAUUUGUUAUUAUUUACUCGUAAUGACGAGCUAUGAUGGACAUGAGCCAGAUUCCAUAUCUCAGCUUUACAGACAGCUCGAGAAGUCUAUCUGCUGUGCGAAAGGGAAGUAUCAGAUAUUUAUUCCUUGUCCAACCGAUCAGCAAGAUGCAGUGACAAUGCCCAUGCCCCCCUUAAUGGAUCAUGACCAUGUUCAAGCAAGCAUGCAGACGAUGAGUGUCAGCGACGAUGCAUCGUCUACUUCCACCGAUGGUUUCAUCACCGCCAGCAACGGUAGUAACGUUACCCCGGAGUCGGAGGUUCUUUGCGCUUGUCGGCAUGUUCUGGUAUCAGUGGAUUCAGAGCACUGUGGAUUGUGUGACCAACGAUCACCCCAGCUCAAGGAACGGCAAGACCAACGCCUCGAGUUUUUGCGGAUUAAAUACCGCUACCGAAACCAUCUGAAGCGAUUGAUGGCACAGAAGCAGAUCAACGAAACAGAGAAGCAGAUGUACGAAAAGACAAUUCAGGAAAAGCGGCAGCUGUUAGAUCAGCAAUUGAAGCAGCUAUCAUCACUAAAAGAGGACAUGUCUGUACUUCACAGUAAAUACAUGGAGGAACGGUAUCGGACGGAGGAGAUAAGGAAGUCCACAGAGAAUCUUAAAUGUGAACUGGAAGAAUUGAGUCAGCGACUGUUUGUUGAAGCCAAUAAGCUGAUAGGACAGGAAAGAAAGGAAAAAAAACGGAUUCAAGAUGCACAGAAGCGGCUGGAAGAGGAACUGAAGCAAGCCAAUGAAGAACUGUAUCACGCCAAAGAGGAACGACAAAUGUGGUGCUGUCAACCCCCACUGGAAAAUACCAAGCCCGUCCAAGCGGUCGUUGAAGCGGAGAAAGAUGAAUCAAUUUCCCGUUUUUCAUUGCUACCGUCUCAGAAUAUUUUGUUGCGGGCCAAUAUCGACUUGACAAUCAUGAUGCAAGAUGAAUCCGUAGGUUUUUCAUUGGACGUUACCGAGAACACUCCCGUUUCUACCGAAUUUCAACAGUUCAUCAAAGACGCGCCCCAUGUAUCGCUUCGCAAACUACAUCAGUACCCUUUUAUGAAGCAAUGCCUCGUUGCCGACAUUGAACCCUGUCUCCGAUUUGGGCCGAAUCCAAGGAUGACGAGUAAAAAUAUUAUAGAAGCGAUGGUUGCGAACACCUGUUUUGUGGAGAAACGUCCCACUGGGGUUUCCGCGGAACCCAAACCCCGCAAGUUACAAUCCAGUGAGGUGACAAAAAGUUUAUGGGAAAGAUUCGGUUCCCCCAGAUUUCAUGGUUGUCCCGCAUGCGGCAGGAGGAGCGAUCUGGAUCAACAUGACGUGACUUUAAAAUAUAGCUUUCGAAUUUCACAUCUUGAUCAAUGGGCCACUAUUGAUCAACCAUGUUAUAACCGCCUGAAAGCAGUGGCUGAUUUUUAUCGUUUCAUACGAAAACUACGUCGCCGGGUGUAUGAGAAUCAAAGUGUUUCUGAGCUGUAUCAGAUGUGCGUUCGCUUGAGAUUACAAAUGUUCAUGUGCAGAAUGGGAAUCUUGAUUAAUCUGGAAACGCAAGGAUGAUAAGAAACGAAAGAAGGAAAUGAAAACAGCGUGUCAACAAGAUGGAAACGUUGAUAAGGCCUUUUGAAAAAAUUCCCUUCGAACCCAUUUGCCGUGGGGUAACGCUUAACGGUACAAUUUCCCACCGCGGGGUGGACUCCAUUUUCAAAGUAGCAUAGAAACAGAGAUAGCUAGAUACUUCUCUGAAAAAGUUGUCUAAUUAUUUUACAAAUACAGUAAUGGUGCGCCGAUUGUAUAAAUCUGGGACAAAUGAAUCUGCCACACCAUAAUGGGUUCUCACGAGCGGUAUUUUUGGGACCAGUUGAAAGGAUGGGAGAACAUUGGUAAAACCAGAAGAACCAACCAGCGUCGAUUUUAGCCAAAAUCGGACCACCAAGACACCCAUUGACUCACGUGAUUUAUCCUUAUAUAGUCUCGGACGGUUUUACACCCGUUUCCCAAGUUUUUUUUUCAUUAUUCCC
Molecule: messenger RNA, 2044 nt
Organism: Radiomyces spectabilis
Lineage: Eukaryota; Fungi; Mucoromycota; Mucoromycetes; Mucorales; Radiomycetaceae
Exons: 2
Coding region: 33-1583 (516 amino acids)
Biological process (GO): exocytosis
Cellular component (GO): cell tip; Golgi to plasma membrane transport vesicle
Molecular function (GO): guanyl-nucleotide exchange factor activity
Source: RefSeq, a predicted model, not a curated record